AUGCCUGGCAAAAAUGACAAGAAGAAGACGAAACUCGGACACAUUCAAAAACGGGUCCUUAAUGAUAACUUGAUGUUCCUUCACUUGAAGUUUAAAGCAGAAACAUCCCGGAAAAUUUCUUUUGCAACGUUCUGUUGUUUACGACCAGUACACAUAAGUUUGACGAAGUAUAUAUCCAGAAACAAAUGUCUUUGUCAAAAACAUCAAAAUAUGGCCCUCGCACUAAAGAAUAUGAAAACAGCUGGCGCUAACAUUACACUGAACCCUGACGAGUUUAUACGGAAAUUAAAUGAUAUAAAUCCCCAGGACAUAAUUUCGGAAAUUAAAGAUGACAAAAUUAUGUAUGAGCAAUGGAAAAAAGUCGACAUGGCUGAUGGAAAGAAGAGAACAAAGAUAGUACAAAUUGAACUUUCUAAUGCGGAAUUUGUAUCAGCUGUUCUGGUUCAAGUCUGCGAGUUUCAGCAGCAUGUAUCCAGAGUACGUAUUCAAUAUAAAGCUCUUACCAACCUUAAAGAAAAUCUACCUGCUGGAAACGCAAUAGUACAGAUGGACUUUGCAGAAAAUUUUUCAAGCUGUUCAGCAGAUGAGGUACAAAGCGCAUACUGGAAUUCCAGCUCGGUUACAUUACACCCAGUGGUUGUGUAUUACAAAGAUGGCGACGACAAGAUGGCACACACUAAUUAUGUUUUUGUAUCUGAUGACCUUGGUCAAAAUAUAGGAACUGUAUACACAAUCUUACAAAAGUUAAUUCCUAAGAUAAAACAAAAUAUCAAUGAUCUCAAGAAAAUACAUUAUUGGACUGACAGUCCUAGCUCACAGUAUCGCAACAAAACCGCAUUUUACUUAGUGUCUGACCAUCAGAACUUAUUCGGCGUGGAUGCAACCUGGAACUACUUUGAAACAGGCCACGGUAAGGGUCCAUGUGACAGAAUAGGAGGGACGUCCAAGCGUAUAGCAGACCAGGCUAUAAAACAGGGUAAAAUAGUUGUCCAGGACGCCCGCGAGUACUAUGAGCAUGUACAGGUCCAUCACACAAGUGCAACUUAUGUUUUUGUAGAAUCAACAGACUGUGUAAAAUCAAGACUGGAACUUACCGAGAUAAAUAAGACUUUGAAACCAGUGCAAGGAACAAUGCAAAUCCACAGUGUUGUUGGUGUUGCCACGGGUGAGAUAAAGACUUGUAUCACAUCCUGCUAUUGUAACGAUUGCCUUCAAGGUAACUUUCAUGACAUGACUGUUGCGAACGUUAUGAAAUCCCAGAUUAGAAAUGUUCCUGUUGACAUACCGGUUGAUGAGCAGAUUGAACAUGAGAAUGAAACUGUUGGAGUGGUUGAAUAUGUUGAUGAGUCGGAGCGAGUAGGUGAGAUAAAUGAGACGGAGAAUGACGAGGAGGAACGCAAUAAUGAAGAAAAUAGAAGACUGAAUGUCAAAUCUGGUCAGUAUGCGGCAGUUCAGUAUGAAAAGAAAUGGCAUGUCGGCAAGGUAAUUGAGGUAGAUGAAAAUGACAAUGAAUAUUUAGUAACAUUUAUGCGUCCAAGCCAAGGAAAGAACACAGGUCAUUCUCUUUAUGUAUGGCCGAGUAAUGAAGAUGAACUAUGGGUAAAACGUGAUGACAUUUUGUGCGAAAUACACGAACCAGUAAAAGUAGGUAGAAGUGGAAGAAGUUAUGCCAUUUGUCAGGAAGAUAUUGAACUAGCUUCGCGAUUGGUGAAAGCUACGUUACCGAACAGUUAGAACAGGCAAAACAUAUAUAUAUAUGUCAUAAUCAUACGUAAUAAUACAUGUAUAUAAGUUAUAUCUGACGUUUGUUGUUUAUUUUUGUGUUCAAACAAAAACAGAUUAUGGUGUAUGGACAAGAAAUAAGUGGAUUCCUCAUUGUCAUUAAUCUGUAAUUUACGUUACAAGAUUA
This is a messenger RNA of Mytilus californianus (California mussel), 1909 nucleotides long. RefSeq lists its product as uncharacterized. The record is from RefSeq and is a predicted model, not a curated record. The coding region runs from base 1 to 1734 and encodes 577 amino acids. Lineage: Eukaryota; Metazoa; Mollusca; Bivalvia; Mytilida; Mytilidae. The transcript has a single exon.